ACAAGAAACCCCAGGAGACAAAAAAAUAACCACCACUCCCUCGCUCUGAAAAAUAACCGUCAGCGACCGUUCAGUUCCGCGAGACUCCGCACAAGGCGAAGACGAGCCCGGCGACAGAAUGGGAAAUGAGGCGAGUUAUCCCUUGGAAAUGUGCUCACACUUUGACGCUGAUGAGAUUAAAAGACUAGGAAAGCGGUUUAAGAAACUCGACCUGGAUAACUCGGGUUCUCUCAGCGUCGAGGAGUUUAUGUCUCUACCCGAGUUGCAGCAGAAUCCGCUGGUGCAGCGAGUCAUCGAUAUAUUCGACACGGACGGAAAUGGAGAAGUGGACUUUAAAGAAUUCAUUGAAGGUGUCUCUCAGUUCAGUGUCAAGGGCGACAAGGAGCAGAAGCUCCGCUUUGCGUUCAGGAUUUAUGACAUGGAUAAGGAUGGCUACAUAUCCAACGGUGAGCUGUUCCAGGUGCUGAAGAUGAUGGUAGGGAAUAACUUGAAGGACACCCAGCUGCAGCAGAUCGUCGACAAAACCAUCAUCAACGCAGACAAGGACGGGGACGGGAGGAUAUCUUUCGAGGAGUUCUGCGCUGUGGUUGGUGGCUUAGACAUUCACAAAAAGAUGGUGGUGGAUGUGUGAAGACACAGAACAGGCCCUUCACUGAACACCCUCUUUUUUCACUUCUCCAUUUCUGAGAAUCAGCUCCAGAUGUUCCGCUAACACGCUCUCUCUUUCUCUCUCUCUGUCUGUCUGUCUGUCGCUCGCUCUCUCUCUUUCUAUGGAAGUAUUUCUCUGAAUGAUGCCUGUUCCCCGUCUGUACUCCCUGAGCCUUGUGACGCCUGCCAUCCUAAGUGUUAUAGAGCAUGAGAUUCUUCUGUCCACGUUCUCGGGUAUUUAAGGACAGACAGAGAGACGACUUAUCUGUUAAUUACCGAGCGACUCAGUGUCAUGGAGACUAAAGAGAGGAGUGUGUGUGUGCGUUCUUUAUUUUUCUUUUUGAAGGGGGGGAUUUUUUGUAUUUAUUUUGGUCCUGUCUUUUUUAAAGAUGAUCUAGGUCUACAGGGAAUGUGUGUAUGUGAGUGAUUAUAUAUGACUUGACACUUGAUUUCAGUGCAACACGCUUCAAGCAUGAAGUGCCAAUCGAAAACAUAUACGUGGGAUUUAACAAUAGCUGAAUAUUGAAACCACUAUCUAAUGUUCUUCAUGUCACGGGGAGAUUAAAAAAUCUAGUUUUUUUGUUUCCACCUCUUUAGAGCAAAUAUCUGCUUUAAAAUAAAAGUCCGAUUUGAAUUUUCUACAGAGAAUGUGUGUGUGUGUGUGUGUGUGUAAAGUGUGCUGUGUUAAUAUUGUCAGGGAGUUCAUCCACCGUCUUGCUUUCUGAUAUACAGUAGACUAGGAUUAAAAAGCAAAUAUAUUUGAAGUUGUGCACAUAUGGUUUACUUCUGAGUAAAGUUUAGUUGAGUAUGGUUUACUUUUAAGACCGGUGUGUUAUCGCAGGGGUCGGGUGGGGAGGGAUGAUCAGAUCACACAUUUACUGUAGGAUGGAAGUGCCAUCAGUAAAAUUUCUGAACUUUUUGUGUGUGUGUGUGUGUGUGUAUUCUGGAUUUAUUACCAUUUUAACACAGCAAACGAGUAAUUUUGAUUUACCUCGACGUUGUAGGAUACAGUGCAUACUGUGGCAAACUGAAUCCACAACAACACCCGAUUUGAAUAUUUGUUUGUGGAAAUAAAAGGUUAUUUUUUUUCCAACUUGACUGCAGGCAGCAUUGUAAAGACCUUAGUAGCUCAUAUUUGUAUAUUAGGGACUGACAGACAGAUUGUGUGUUGGGGUUUUUUCUAAGCUUUAAUCGAGUUGGCUUGCAGCAUGUUCACUUACCUGAGAGGGAUCGUCGAAGUAGGCAAAACCAGAUGUGACUGACUGAUCAGUUUCUCUUCUCCUUCGUCAUUUCAAUGAUUGAUCCGUAGCAGGAUUGUAGUGUUCCCAAAAGGAGAGACCAAACCUGACGCUUUCAGCGCGGAUGAAUAAACUCGAAGCGUUCGGCCACUCCGCUAUGUUGCUUUAAAUGUGAUUCUCCCGCGCAAACCGGCGUUUUCGCGCCAGCUGCUGCACGGUGACGACGCUUAAAUAUGUCUUUCCCGAAGGCCGCUGAGGUCUUGUGAUGUGCUUGCAAGAUACGGGAGGGUUUGUCUCUCUGUUUUUAUUUUCUGUUGUGCAUGUAGAUCUGAUUUUUUUGGGGGGAAAGAUUCUCUUGUUUACAUAUGAAUCGUACUAUUGAGAUAUUAUAAUCUGAAUGACAGUUACAUAUAAAUAUAUGGACGUUGCCAAACUUUUGGUAAAUGUUUAAAUAUGGAAACGAUUUUAAAGCGAGUUUCUUCACUACAUUUAUCCAUAAAUAUUAUUAUUAUUAUCAUUAUUAUGAAAAUUACAAAUAUAAAUGUGUGAGUUAUUCUGGAUUGGUGUCCGUCACUCCCAGCGAAAUAUUAUUAUUAUUAUUAUUAUUAUUUUCGUUUUAUUUUUCUCGUUUUCCGUUCAUGGUUUGGUUGAAUUGUUUGUGUGUGUGUGUGUGUGUACAGAAUGUGUGUUUGUUAAAGCUCCUUGCUUUCAGUUCUGAUUUGUAUUUCUCUAGCUGGGGGUCAGACAGCCAUCUGAAUAACUUUCGAUGGGAGAGCCGUGAUUUUUGGACACAGAAAACAUACAAGUGAAUGAAAACGUUUCGCUUUUAGGUUUAACGUUUUGUUUCUUUCUUCAUUUCUCUGCAUGCUGCGUCAAAUGCUGUGGGAACCAUUGAAAUGUCAUUCAUGAAAAUGAGAAAUAAAAUAUUUGAGACUUGUA
This is a messenger RNA of Cyprinus carpio (common carp), 2825 nucleotides long. RefSeq names its product protein phosphatase 3 (formerly 2B), regulatory s1ubunit B, alpha isoform, b (gene ppp3r1b). Lineage: Eukaryota; Metazoa; Chordata; Actinopteri; Cypriniformes; Cyprinidae. The record is from RefSeq and is a predicted model, not a curated record. Gene Ontology annotation, molecular function: calcium ion binding; calcium-dependent protein serine/threonine phosphatase regulator activity.